AUGAAGGUGUCUGAAAAAUUGCAGAAAAACCUCGAGUCUAACGAGAAGUCGAAAGCUACUUUCUCGUUUGAGUUUUUUGUUCCAAAGACCUCGCAAGGUGUUCAGAACCUGUACGACAGAAUGGACAGAAUGUACCAAACCCGUCCUCAAUUCAUCGACAUCACGUGGAAUGCAGGAGGCAAGCUCUCGCAGUUGUCCACGGACUUGGUGUCAACCGCACAGUCCGUGCUGGGACUCGAGACAUGCAUGCAUCUUACUUGCACAAAUAUGCCUGUUCAGCUAAUCGACGAUGCGCUUGAGAAAGCGUACGCCUCGGGCUGCCAAAACAUCUUGGCAUUGAGAGGAGAUCCACCCGUGACCACUGGUGAAUGGAAACAAUGCGAGGGCGGAUUUGCCUACGCCAAGGAUCUGGUUAGCUACAUUCGCCAAAAAUACGGUGAUCAUUUCGACAUCGGUGUUGCUGGAUACCCAGAGGGCCAUCCCGAGGAGGAAGCUACCCCACAACUAAUCGAGUUCUUGAAAGAAAAAGUCGAUGCCGGAGCUAAUUUCAUCAUCACGCAAAUGUUCUACGACGCUGACAUAUUCAUUGAUUGGUGCCGCCAAGUCCGUGAGGCGGGCAUUGAUGUUCCCAUCAUUCCAGGUAUCAUGCCCAUUACCACUUAUGCAGCCUUCAUGCGCAGGGCCAAUUGGUGCCAGAUCCAUAUUCCGGACGACUUCAUGUCCAAGCUAGACGCAAUCAAGGAAGACGACCAAGCUGUUCGUGAAAUGGGAACCCAACUUCUCACAGAAAUGUGUCAGAAACUCUUAGAUAGCGGCUACGUGACACAUCUGCACAUGUACACUAUGAACUUGGAAAAAGCGUCCUUGAUGAUCUUGGAUAAACUUGGCCUGCUAACGGAAGAGGAAGAUAUUUUCAGAGACGAGGUCUCUCCAAUGCCUUGGAGAAGGUCGCUGCACCCACAGCGUAGAAACGAGUCCGUGCGUCCUAUUUUCUGGCAAAGAAGACCUUACUCGUACGUGGCUCGUACCUCAGAGUGGUCCGCGGACGAAUUCCCUAACGGUAGAUUCGGAGACUCUUCGUCGCCCGCAUUCGGUGAUCUGGAUUUGCUGGGAUCGAGCUUGAUCAGACAGUCGCCUCAACGUGCGCUCGAAUUGUGGGCAACGCCUACCAGUAUCACCGACAUUUCCAAUUUGGUCAUCGGCUACUUGCAAGGCAAAAUCAAAUGUCUGCCUUGGUGUGAUGUGGCUCUAAAUCAUGAAGUCGACACCAUCAUGCCUCAGUUAUUGGACUUGAACAAAAACCACAUUGUUACUUUGAACUCUCAGCCUCGUGUAAGCGGGAUCAGCUCCAGCGACAGCGUCCUUGGCUGGGGCCCAAACAACGGCUACGUUUUCCAAAAAGAGUACCUGGAGUUUUUGCUGCCCAAGUCCAAACUACCACAGUUCACCGAGAUCAUUGGCGACAACACCAGUCUGACCUACUUCGCCGUCGACGCCUCAGACAAGCUCUACUCGAACCAUCCAGAUGACACCGCGGCCAACGCGGUCACAUGGGGUAUUUUCCCCGGCCGCGAAGUGUUGCAGCCCACGAUCGUGGAAAAAGUGUCAUUUUUGGCUUGGAAGGAGGAAUUCUUCCACAUUUUGGAUGAGUGGCAACUCAUCUUGGCCCAGGACGGCCACACCGACAGCGCUGCGCUUCUAGACACCAUUAUUCGCGAUUAUGCUUUGGUGAACAUCGUUGAUAAUGACUUCGUCACUGUUGGCGACCGCAUCCACGAUCGUCUCAAGCUCUUGUACUGA
Messenger RNA from Lachancea meyersii CBS 8951, 1800 nucleotides. The record is from the annotation of a GenBank genome assembly. Lineage: Eukaryota; Fungi; Ascomycota; Saccharomycetes; Saccharomycetales; Saccharomycetaceae.